CAUCACUCAACUAUAGCCUCUAUUUCUUUUUGUUUUUCUUUUUCAGUUGGUACCAACAACACCUUCACCAUGAGACAAGAUGGAAAUCCGUUAGACCUUAACAAUCUGCCUGAUGACAACAACUCAAGUAGAGAUCAUCAUCAUGCUAAACAACUUCUUCCUAACACCACCUCCUUACAACCAGCUGUUACAGGUAAUAAGGAAAAAGAAGGCGGCGAAGAAGAUGAUGAUGAUGAUAGAAAAGACGGGAAGGUUUAUGAAUGUAGAUUUUGUUCCCUCAAAUUCUGCAAGUCACAGGCUCUUGGGGGACACAUGAACCGUCACCGCCAAGAGAAGGAAACAGAGAAAUUGAACAAUGCUCGUCAGCUGCUCUUACGUAAUGAUCACAAUCUUGUUGCUCAAGCUGCUCUUCACCUAGGAUGUUAUCCACCAAUAGCAACAGCAGCAGGGUAUAAUCCAGCAGGUAACAUAGGAGAUUAUCAUCAUCACCCAACAAUGCCUCUAAGAUUCCCAACAUCCUUCUCUGCAGCAACAGCAGCAGCAGCUUCAUCAUCCUCAAUCCAAGUACCACCACAACAACCAUCUCAUCAAGUUCAACAAUAUUUAUAUGCUUCACCUUCAAGACCCACCAUGUCUUUCCCAACACAUUUGAUUCCUCAGCAUCAUCAAAUAAAUGAUUACCGCCGUAUGACUCAUCAUGUUAUGAGUAACAACAACAGCCACCACAACAUGAACUAUGUUGCUGCUGCAAGUGCAAGUGGCGGUGAGUCAAGUUACACGUGCAUAGGUGCACCGGUUGGACAAGGUUUUCUUCCAGAUCAUCAUACUUCAACAACGAUCAAUCGGUUUCAAGAGUGAUAUAUAUUUUUGUGUUGUUAUCUGUAAUGUAUCCAGAGAGAGAGAAAGAGAGAGAUGAUUAAUUAAUAGUACUGCUAGCUAUAGUAUGGUGCAUGGUGACAGAUAUAGCUAGCUAGGGUUAUGACUCAUCAUGAGUAAGGAGAGAUAACAACAAAAAACAGUAACUAGGGUUGCAGCUUUUGAGAUCAUUCACAACCUCAGCUACUUUGGCAUGGAGCUGUGGGAAUGUCUUUUGUAUGUUGGUU
This is a messenger RNA of Trifolium pratense (red clover), 1103 nucleotides long. Its product is annotated as zinc finger protein JAGGED-like. The record is from RefSeq and is a predicted model, not a curated record. The transcript is spliced from 5 exons. Bases 70 to 858 code for a protein of 262 amino acids. Lineage: Eukaryota; Viridiplantae; Streptophyta; Magnoliopsida; Fabales; Fabaceae. Gene Ontology annotation, molecular function: DNA-binding transcription factor activity.